Messenger RNA from Sinocyclocheilus grahami, 949 nucleotides. RefSeq names its product craniofacial development protein 2-like. Bases 101 to 949 code for a protein of 282 amino acids. NCBI's taxonomy places the organism in Eukaryota, Metazoa, Chordata, Actinopteri, Cypriniformes, Cyprinidae. The record is from RefSeq and is a predicted model, not a curated record. The transcript has a single exon.
CCUAUGACGGUGGCGGAUCAAAGCCCUCAAGUGGCCGUCCAACGCCCGAUGUCCAGCUGCAUCUUCCACGUGAAGGGAAUCACCAGAAUUGGAACAUGGAAUGUACAUGGGUCGCGGUCAACUGGUCAGCGACGAGAAAAUAAUACUCUACUCGGGCCACGACUCCGACCACGCGCGAGGCGUCGGACUUGUCCUCUUGAAGAAAGAGGCGGCGGCGCUCCUCAGCUGGAAACCGAUCUCCGACCGGCUCAUCUCGGCGCACCUUCAUACACGGCAUGUAAAAAUCACCGUCAUUCAAGCCUACGCGCCCAUCGAGGAUGCCGUCAAUGUCAGCAAAGACGCCUUUUACGACCAACUCCAACACGAAUUGGACUCCACCCCGCGUCACGACCUCGUGAUGAUGCUCGGCAACCUGAACGGCCAAAUUGGUGACUCUCGACGUGGAUUUGAGCGAACCAUCUGCCCCCAUGGAUCGGCGCGCAAGACGAAUGACAAUGGCGAGCGGUUCAUAUCCCUCUGCACUGCGAAUGCACUCGCAGUCGACAACACCUACUUCGCUCACCAAAUGAUCCACAAACGCACGUGGCGGUCGCCGGACGGAAGUACCUUGAACGACUACGUGUGUAUCACGGGGCAAUGGCGAUCGUCGCUUUUAGACAUCAGAGCUUUCCGCGGUGCAGACAUCGGUUCCAACCAUAACCUCGUGGUGGCCAAAUGUCAGCUGUGGAUCAAGCGCGUGCCAACCCAACCUCGCCGGCCGCGUCCAUUCGACCUCGCGAAACUCAAGGAUCUGAACAUGGCUACCCAAUUCCAGAUCGAGCUACGAAACCGUUUCGAGGCCCUCGCCGAUCUAACAGACAUUGAGCAACACUGGACGGGUAUUCAAGAAGCAUUUGUAGCGAGAGCGGACUUGACCGUCGGCCGGCGCCGUGGGAUGUACAGGGAGUGA